Molecule: messenger RNA, 3454 nt
Organism: Talpa occidentalis (Iberian mole)
Lineage: Eukaryota; Metazoa; Chordata; Mammalia; Eulipotyphla; Talpidae
Gene: PREP
Product: prolyl endopeptidase
Exons: 19
Coding region: 928-3024 (698 amino acids)
Biological process (GO): proteolysis
Cellular component (GO): cytosol
Molecular function (GO): serine-type endopeptidase activity; oligopeptidase activity
Source: RefSeq, a predicted model, not a curated record
AAUGUAAGCAGUAUGUGAUUCAAAGAUGUCUACCAUAUGGAUUUGAAUGGAUCAACUUUCAGAGAACAGUGACAUCAGAGAACAGUUCUCAACUUCUGAAGCCCUGUGAGCCCAGGAAGCAGGCCAAGGCCAAGGUUAUGAGGAGAUGAUGCUGAACAGGAACAGUCUACUCUGGAUUCAUCAUGAAUGGAAAGCGCGACUGAAAUCACAGUUCUCUCAAGGUUUUUCCCGCCCUCCCGCCAUUAGCAUCUAUGAUGGCCACCUGUGGUCUUACACCGAUGCCUGAUGGCGGCCCCUGGACUGUAGUGUGCGCAUGCGUGAGUGGGCGCACCUGUGCCUGGAGACUGAGCAUAUAAGGGCAGCGUCAGAGAGGCACAAAGAGCAGGAUGUAGUAGCAGAGUGUGGCGGCAGAGGAUCAUGUGGCAGAGAGCUGUAGAGACCAAAGAAGAUACCACGAGAGAGCCCAGACGGAGUAAAGAUUCCACGGGGUUAGGAGGCCUCCCAGGGCCCCCAACUCCCCUGCCUGCCCUGUGUCUAGUUGACUCACUACAAAUGGUGUAGAAAGAUCAUUAAGAGCCUGAAAAAAGCCACUGAGGCUCCAGGACUUCUCCUUUACCUGUCUGCGGGCCUGGAUCAUGGAAAACCUGCUCUGUGCCUUGCUGGUGCUACACAAAGUGGCAAACAGCUUGGCUGAAAAGGAUACCCCAUACUUUGCAGAGAAAAAGGAAACUCACGUGGGAGUCCAGGUGAGGUCAUAGAAUCUCAGACCACACUGUCAGUAAAUGGGAAAGUGAAGAUUCACAUCCCGCUCUUCUGACAGAAGAACCAGGGGGAUUUCCACUACCCAGCAGCUGCCUGCUAUGUACAACAGCCUGCACUAGAUGCUGCCAAAGAUACAACAGUGAGAACUCAGUUCCCACAGACCUGAUGACUGAGGUACAGGAUUAUCAUGGGCAUAAAAUUUGCGACCCUUACGCUUGGCUUGAAGACCCAGACAGUGAGCAGACAAAGGCUUUCGUGGAAGCCCAGAACAAGAUUACUGUGCCAUUUCUUGAACAGUGUCCUAUCAGAGGUUUAUACAAAGAGAGAAUGACUGAGCUGUAUGACUAUCCCAAGUAUAGUUGCCACUUCAAGAAGGGAAAACGGUAUUUCUAUUUUUACAAUACAGGUUUGCAGAACCAACGAGUAUUAUAUGUACAGGAUUCCUUAGAAGGUGAAGCCAGAGUGUUCCUUGACCCCAACAUACUCUCUGAUGAUGGCACAGUGGCACUCCGAGGCUAUGCAUUCAGUGAAGAUGGUGAAUAUUUUGCCUAUGGUCUAAGUGCCAGUGGUUCCGACUGGGUAACGAUCAAGUUCAUGAAAGUCGAUGGUGCCAAAGAGCUUCCAGAUGUGCUCGAAAGAGUCAAGUUCAGCUGUAUGGCCUGGACCCAUGAUGGGAAGGGAAUGUUCUACAAUUCAUAUCCCCAACAAGAUGGAAAAAGUGAUGGCACAGAGACAUCCACUAAUCUCCACCAAAAGCUCUGCUACCACGUCCUGGGGACUGAUCAGUCAGAAGAUGUUUUGUGUGCUGAGUUUCCUGAUGAGCCCAAAUGGAUGGGUGGAGUUGAGUUGUCAGACGAUGGUCGUUAUGUCUUAUUAUCCAUAAGGGAGGGAUGUGAUCCAGUAAACCGACUCUGGUACUGUGACCUACAGCAGGAACCCAAUGGCAUCACUGGUAUCCUGAAGUGGGUAAAACUGAUAGACAACUUUGAGGGAGAGUACGACUACGUGACCAACGAGGGGACAGUGUUCACGUUCAAGACAAAUCGCCACUCGCCCAACUACCGCCUGAUCAACAUCGACUUCACAGAGCCUGCAGAGAGCAAGUGGAAAGUGCUUGUUCCCGAGCAUGAGAAGGAUGUUUUAGAAUGGGUAGCCUGCGUCAGGUCUAACUUUCUAGUGUUAUGCUACCUCCAUGACGUGAAGAACACGCUGCAACUACAUGAUUUGGCCACCGGUGCUCUCCUCAAGUCCUUCCCGCUCGAUGUUGGCAGUGUCGUGGGCUACAGCGGUCAGAAGAAGGAUACCGAAAUCUUCUAUCAGUUUACAUCCUUUUUAUCUCCAGGUAUCAUUUAUCACUGUGAUCUUACCAAAGAGGAACUGGAGCCAAGAGUCUUCCGAGAGGUGACUGUGAAAGGAAUUGAUGCUUCCGAUUACCAGACAGUCCAGAUUUUCUAUCCUAGCAAGGAUGGUACAAAAAUUCCAAUGUUCAUUGUGCAUAAAAAGGGCAUCAAGCUGGACGGCUCUCACCCUGCUUUCUUAUACGGCUAUGGUGGCUUCAAUAUAUCCAUCACCCCCAACUAUAGCGUCUCCAGACUUAUUUUUGUGAGACACCUGGGCGGGGUGCUUGCAGUGGCCAAUAUCAGAGGCGGCGGCGAAUACGGAGAGAUGUGGCAUAAAGGUGGGAUCUUGGCCAACAAACAAAAUUGCUUUGAUGAUUUUCAGCGUGCUGCUGAGUAUCUUAUCAAGGAAGGUUACACGUCUCCCAAGAGGCUGACUAUUAACGGAGGUUCAAAUGGAGGCCUUUUAGUGGCUGCUUGUGCAAAUCAGCGCCCUGACCUCUUUGGUUGUGUGAUUGCCCAAGUUGGAGUAAUGGACAUGCUGAAGUUCCAUAAAUACACUAUCGGUCAUGCCUGGACCACCGAUUAUGGGUGCUCAGACAGCAAACAGCACUUUGACUGGCUUAUUAAAUACUCUCCAUUGCAUAACGUGAAGUUGCCGGAGGCAGAUGACAUCCAGUACCCAUCCAUGCUGCUCCUCACCGCUGACCACGAUGACCGCGUGGUCCCGCUUCACUCCCUGAAGUUCAUUGCCACCCUCCAGUACAUUGUGGGUCGCAGCCGGAAGCAGAGCAACCCCCUGCUCAUCCAUGUGGACACCAAGGCGGGCCACGGGGCUGGGAAGCCAACAGCCAAAGUGAUAGAAGAAGUCUCGGAUAUGUUUGCGUUCAUAGCGAGGUGCCUGAACAUCGACUGGAUUCCGUAAAUGGAAUUUCCCACUCCCUCCUGACAGCCGCAGAAGACGUCAAGGGCUUUCACACCAUUAAAACCGAGAAACCACUGGGCAUAACGCUUCCCCACAUGAACACUAUUCCUGCCCUUACAGACUGCAGUUAAACAGAACUGCCGCAGGGAUUUUAUCUUUUUUAGGCUUCUCCUUUUUAGCAAGCCCUUGGUGUUUUUUCCAUCCUAUGCGGGCACAUGAAACAGGCAUGUUUGGGUAAAUAGCUAAAUGGCAGCCAACACAUUGUGAAUAUUAGAUUGCUGAAUUAAGAGUCGUAGUCGGGCAUAUUCAUAUAUAGCACUUUGGUGAAAUUUGCUUCUAUAACCACAGUCAAUAUAUCUUUAAAUAAACCUGAGACCUGUUCUCAUGAUAAAGACUUCUUUGCAACAAUAAUAAAUAUUAUUUAAGAAUG